GAGAGUUUGAACGAUCAGUUAAAGUUGAGCAUUUUAGGUUCUAUCAUCAUGCAGCGGGUCAUAUCAUUGUUGAUUAUUGGUUUGAUUGGUCUGGUAGCCGCAGAAGGUCAGUGGAAGCUAAACCAGGAGUACAAUUACAACGUUUUUACGAAGACCCUAGCCGCUUCCAAGGACGAUACAUGGAAUGGUAUAGUAUUCCAAGCUCGUUUGACCCUUCGUCCAGAACCGGAUGGAGUGUUGUUUGGAAAAUUGAGUCGACCACAGUACGCUCAAGUUCAAACGUCGAGAAGGCGUGCAGAUUCGGACUUGAACAACCUAAAUUACAACGAUCUUCCGAUGGAUCAGCCAUUCAACAUUGUAUUGAGAAAUGGGGUUGUCAGAGCGUUGCUGGUUAAUCGUAAAUUGAAUGAAAAUCAUGUUAACCAAUUGAAGUUCGUCGUGAAGGCGGUCAUGAAUCAACUUCAAAUUGACGAAAAUGCCCAAAACCGAAUGGACGGAGACAAUGCUGCUUACAAUGUGAACGAGCUGACUAUGAUGGGAUACUGUGAAACGGUCUAUGAAAUUUCUCCAUUGUCAGAAUAUUUGGCUCAAUCAAGCCGCGAUUUGGUACCAUUGCCCAGAUUACAAAGUCAAGAACAAUUUAUCGAUGUAGUCAAGAGCAGAGAUUAUAGCAGAUGCAACCAGAAAAAUGAACAAAGCCAGCAAAGAAACAUCUCUGGUAUGCGCCCUAAUGGAAAUAUAGUUCCAACAUUCACUGAAGUUAGCCGUACCAUUCUUUCGGGUUCACUAAAGGAUUAUACUGUUCAAUCAUCGGUUACAACGAUGAAAUCGCCUGAAACUAUUGCCUAUGUCAAUCUAACAUUAGAAUCGGUUGAAGACAACGCUAGAUAUUCUCCAAUUCAGGUCGACACUCUUAUGGACGUUGAAAACAACUAUCCACCAAUGGCUCCGCGUAAAAAUGUUCAAAAUUACCUUCGUUUGAACCAGAUAACAUAUCCAGAUUAUAAUGGUGAGAUAAAAUACGCCGAUUGUAUUGAGUAUCGCCCGAAUACCUAUAUGGUUUGCAAUAGAAUUUUUGGUGCUGAGUAUGAAAGCAUUCCUGAUGCAGCAAUUGAAUGUGGCUUCAUUCUGCUAGGAUUGAUAGCAAAGUGUCAACGUCAAUAUCCAAAUUGUGUGCAAACAGCUUGCUAUUCGGUACUUGAGAUUAACAUGUGCAAGGAGCACGGAAGUAGUUUUCCCGUCCAAAGAGGAACACUCGAUAUUUGUACCCCAGGAUACUGGAGUGGGAGAUGUUGCCCUAAUUGACAUUUGUAAAAUACGCAAUAUUGUGCUAGCGGCGUUUCUACGAAAAUUCGGAUUUUUUUUCCUUACAAUUAACUAUUUUUUGUAUAAACGAGCCAUCAGAACAAUCGGAGCGUUUGCUGCGUUUCCUAGUAUCGACAAUACCUAUCCUUUGCCGUAUCAUUUACUUACAUUUACAUAGUUUAUUUUGGCGUAGAUAUCCCCAAAAGACCUUAAAACACUUAGGCGGCCCUAA
Molecule: messenger RNA, 1537 nt
Organism: Bradysia coprophila
Lineage: Eukaryota; Metazoa; Arthropoda; Insecta; Diptera; Sciaridae
Product: vitellogenin-like
Biological process (GO): lipid transport
Molecular function (GO): lipid carrier activity
Source: RefSeq, a predicted model, not a curated record